Molecule: messenger RNA, 1281 nt
Organism: Octodon degus (degu)
Lineage: Eukaryota; Metazoa; Chordata; Mammalia; Rodentia; Octodontidae
Gene: Nkx2-3
Product: NK2 homeobox 3
Exons: 2
Coding region: 204-1277 (357 amino acids)
Biological process (GO): regulation of transcription by RNA polymerase II; cell differentiation
Cellular component (GO): nucleus
Molecular function (GO): RNA polymerase II cis-regulatory region sequence-specific DNA binding; DNA-binding transcription factor activity, RNA polymerase II-specific
Source: RefSeq, a predicted model, not a curated record
AGUCCCUGCAGUGGCUGUAACAAAACCCAGACCCCCAAGUCCUGGCCAAUGGAGGCGAUUUAGACUGGAGUAGGACCGCGUCUGUCAAAAGCCCGACUCCGCAGCAGCGGCAGAGUCCAGGAGCAGAGCUGGAGCAGCCGCGCUACCUCCCCGCCCCCGCCGGGAUUUAUUGAGUAUUUGGACUGGACAAUUAAGUGGCCCCGAUGAUGUUACCAAGCCCGGUCACCUCCACCCCUUUCUCAGUCAAAGACAUUCUGAAUCUGGAACAGCAGCAGCACUUCCACAGCGCUCACUUACAGGCGGACUUGGAGCACCAUUUCCACUCGGCGCCUUGUAUGCUGGCCGCAACUGAGGGGACACAGUUUUCUGACGGAGGGGAGGAGGACGAGGAAGAAGAGGGCGAGAAACUGUCCUAUUUGAACUCACUAGCCACAGCCGAUGGCCACGGAGAUUCAGGCCUCUGUCCCCAGAGCUAUGUCCACACGGUCCUGCGAGACUCGUGCAGCGGGCCCAAAGAGCAUGAAGAGGAGAUCGUGAGGGACCCGAGCCAAAAAAGCUGCCCGCUGAAGAAGCCUCUAGAGCCAGCUGGCGAUGGGAAGGCGGCGGAGGACGGCGAGAGGCCCAAGCCGCGCAGCCGCAGGAAGCCCCGGGUCCUCUUCUCGCAAGCCCAGGUCUUCGAGCUGGAGCGCAGGUUCAAGCAGCAGCGGUACCUGUCGGCGCCCGAGCGCGAGCACCUCGCCAGCAGCCUGAAACUCACGUCAACGCAAGUGAAAAUCUGGUUCCAGAACCGCCGGUACAAGUGCAAGAGACAGCGGCAGGACAAAUCGCUAGAGCUGGGCGCGCACGCCCCGCCGCCGCCGCCGCGCCGCGUGGCAGUCCCGGUGCUCGUGCGGGACGGCAAACCGUGCGUGGCGCCCGGCGCGCAGGCCUACGGCGCGCCCUACGGUGUUAGCACCGGCGCCUACUCCUACAAUAGCUUCCCGGCCUACGGCUACGGGAACUCUGCCGCCGCCGCCGCGGCCGCCGCCGCUGCCGCCGCCGCCGCGGCCUACAGCGGAAGCUACGGCUGUGCGUACCCCCCAGGCGGCGGCGGGGGGUCUUCCGCGGCGGCCUCUGCCAUGCAGCCCGCCUGCAGCGCUUCGGGAGCCGGGUCCUUUGUGAACGUGAGCAACCUGGGAAGCUUUGGAGGCGGCGGCAGCGCGCAGCCCUUGCAUCAGGGAGCAGCCGCCGGGGCCGCUUGUGCGCAGGGCACCUUGCAGGGCAUCCGGGCCUGGUAGGGAC